This is a messenger RNA of Exophiala oligosperma, 1149 nucleotides long. RefSeq lists its product as uncharacterized. Gene Ontology annotation, cellular component: cytosol. Gene Ontology annotation, molecular function: glycerone kinase activity. Lineage: Eukaryota; Fungi; Ascomycota; Eurotiomycetes; Chaetothyriales; Herpotrichiellaceae. The coding region runs from base 1 to 1149 and encodes 382 amino acids. Gene Ontology annotation, biological process: glycerol catabolic process. The record is from RefSeq and is a predicted model, not a curated record. The transcript has a single exon.
AUGGACAGUAUCCUCAAUUUACCAUCCUUUCAUGGCAUCAAGGUCGACGAUAUCAUUCGGUUCGAUAAGCAUGAUGCAACAGUCGCAGAGAACCGACCCUCAGACACAAAGAGUCCUGGUGUCUUACUCGUGGCCAAAGUAUGCGACGCCCUCGCCAAGAUGGGUUACGAUGAUGCCGAUAUCGUCAAAGUCGGCAGUUUGGUAUCGGAAAAUCUAAUGUCUAACGAGACCUCAUCCUCACCAACAAUGUACGACGAGAGUACAUCAUUAGAUGAAGGCGAGGAUGACACAACUAGUAAGGCCGAGAGGGACACACCAGCCAGUCAGGUCGGACGUUCACUUCAGAACCUCCUCGACCAAACCCUCCCGCGAUCGCGUACCGUCCACAUCAACUCAAAUGAACCGGUCGUGUUGAUCAACCAUGCAACUCGAAUGAGUUCAGAAGUGCUCGACCAGAUUGCCAACGAAACCAUUACCCAAUUACAGAAUAAAUGGAACGUUUGGCCGGUUCGUGCAUACGCAGGUCCAUUCAUGCCAAUCGCUUCCGAUGACUUUUCAAUUACCCUACUGAACGUGGUCAACACCAACAUUGGCGGACCAAACAUGGUGGAGCUUUUCGACAUGCCAUGUGAUGGACCCGAGUGGUCUCGAUGGAUGAGGAAGGACGUCUGGAGAGACCGUCAAUUUUUGUACCGCGAGAAGCGAGAUGGCCCUGGUCUGUCGCAAGAUUUCGAAGAUGAUGGGUCUGAACACUCCAUUACAAGUAAUGGUGGUGACGACGAAUCGUUCAAAUCCGAUACCUCGGUGGUGCUUUCACGAACACCAUCGCUCCAGGAAGAGGAUACAGGUCAUCAGGAACAAGGCGUUGUACCCGCUCUACCUCCGAGCCCUCAACUCGAAGGCGAGCCGAUGUCCGAAGAAGACAACACUUUGCCCGAGGGGACAGAAAUCCACAUUGAACAUCCAACCUGGCAUCGACAAGAUGACAGCACGUCACUGCUGGAUCUCAUCAGGUCUCAAGCAGCAACGCUUUCGCCAUUUGAUAAGGACACUCGAGAUCCUGGACUUCGGGAAGAAGCAGACGAUGCUGGUGAACCUGCUGUGGAACAAACAUCCAGCGAUGGAGGCGACGAUUUCGUUGUUGUGUAG